ACUGAAGAUUAGUUAGUUCCAUCGGAUCGAUUCUGCACAUUAUAGACUUCAGAACGUAUACUUUGACCAAUUGGUAGUCCAUUACUUGGUAGAGAAUUGCUAUCGUAAUUGACCAAAACUUAUAAUAAUCUUUUAUAGAUACAUUCUGACUUUUUCAACCUAGUGAUACGUGUCCUGUUUUCCAUUGAUCAUCAUACACGAUAUGUCCUACGUUAUUUAUGUGACUGUCUUCUUCGCUCCUAGAAAAAUUAGGAUUACAUGUAGCUGGGUUUUUUUUCAGUAAAGCAAGCAGGCUGGAUCGAACCUUGUGCUUUUUGGGCCAACACUAGUUAUUCUCGAUCCGGUAAUACCAUUUUCAUGGUCGGUCUUCAAAGAUGGAAAAAAAGCAACGACUUUUCUAACUUUCUUUUGUUUGAAGUUUCUGCUAGUAAAACCGACGACCCUAACCGACCCUCUCUUGCAAAAAAGAACACACAAAUCUCUUUUACACAAACUCCAUUAAAAUGAUUUACUCCAAUUUUUAAAUCAAUAAUUGAGAGCACUACAACCUCAGAGGCUCAAGAUACAGUUUUUAAGUCAAGUUGCAGUCUUUAUUUUCUUUAUACCAAGAAAAAUAGUACUAUUAUACUCUUUGCACACACUAGUUGAACAAACUUUUUACUCUCUCACCCACUCCUCUGAAAAAUCUUUUGAUUUGCUUUGUUUGUUUUCUAUCUGUUUUGUUCUCUUCUUCUUGUUUCUUCUUCACCUAAUUAUCUUCUUCUCACCCUAAAAAUGGAUCCUUCAAUUCCAAGUUUACUCUAUACAUCCAUCUUUUACUUCACAAUAUUAGCAACUCAAACCCUCUCUCUUGAUCCAAAGUUCGAGGCUUGUGAGCCGAAAUCAUGCGGCAGAGGUCCCAAGAUCUCCUAUCCAUUCUAUCUAUCCGGCAUGCAAAAAUCCUUUUGUGGCUAUCCAAGUUUCGAACUCACUUGUGAUGAUGAUCAGAAGCUCCCUGUUCUCGGGAUAUCCGGUGAGGAUUACCUCAUCAAAAACAUAUCUUACUUGACACAGUCGUUUCAGGUCGUGAACUCAAAGGCGUCUCAUGAUGAUCCAUGUCCCAGCCCUUUGCAUAAUCUUACCCUCCACAGGACUCCUUUCUUUGUGAACCCUUCUCAUAUCAACUUCUCUAUACUUUACAAUUGCUCCUAUCACCUUCUGAAGGAUUUUACGUUAUACCCUCUUACUUGUCCUGGAAACACGAGUCUUCUUCGAUCUUUUGGUGUCUUUGACAGAGAGAAACUGGGAAAAGAGAAAAAUAUUGCAUCCAUGUUGUGCCAGAAACUAGUCGAUGUUCCUGUUUCAGCUAGUAACGAGUCUGAUAUGAAGGGUAUGACUUAUGUCGAGAUUUUGAAGAGGGGUUUUGUUCUGAACUGGACUGCAAACAGUUGCUUCCGCUGCAUUAACAGUGGCGGGAGAUGUGGAACUGAUCAACAAGAAUUUGUAUGCUUGUGUCCUGAUGGACCUAAGAUUCAUGAUACUUGCAAGAAUGGCACUCGUGCUCAUAGAGUGAAGGUGAAGGUCCUCAUUGGUGCUGCCGCUACGGUCUUGGGGUUAAUAGCUGCGAGUGUUUUUUGGUAUUUGUACCAUCGUAGGAAAACAAAAAGUUACAGAACUUCUUCUGCAUUGCUUCCAAGAAACAUCUCCUCAGAUCCAUCUUCAAAGUCUUUUGACGUUGAGAAAGCAGAGAAAUUAUUAGUAGGAGUUCGUCUUUUCUCUUACGAAGAGCUUGAAGAAGCCACUGGUAACUUCGACCCAUCUAAAGAACUCGGCGAUGGAGGCUUUGGUACCGUCUAUUACGGUAAGCUUAAAGAUGGACGAAGCGUAGCCGUGAAACGGUUAUACGACAACAACUUCAAAAGAGCAGAGCAAUUCAGGAACGAGGUUGAGAUCUUAACGGGUUUACGCCAUCCGAACCUCGUGGCUCUCUUUGGAUGCUCCUCAAAACAGAGCAGGGAUUUACUGCUGGUGUAUGAGUAUGUUGCAAACGGCACGUUAGCUGAUCAUCUACAUGGUCCACAAGCUAACCCGAGCACGCUUCCUUGGUCUACUAGGCUCAAGAUCGCUGUUGAAACUGCCUCUGCCUUGAAGUAUCUCCACGCCUCCAAGAUCAUCCAUCGUGAUGUUAAAUCCAACAACAUCCUUCUCGACCAAAACUUCAAUGUCAAGGUUGCGGAUUUUGGACUCUCUAGACUGUUUCCGAUGGAUAGAACGCAUGUAUCAACCGCACCACAAGGAACUCCAGGCUACGUCGACCCGGAUUACCACUUGUGCUAUCAACUCUCCAACAAAAGCGACGUGUACAGCUUCGCGGUAGUGUUAAUGGAGCUUAUAUCCUCGCUUCCAGCAGUCGAUAUCACAAGACCGCGCCAAGAGAUCAACCUAUCAAACAUGGCAGUCGUGAAAAUCCAGAACCACGAGCUAGGGGAGAUAGUGGAUCCGUCACUAGGGUUUGACACGGAUACAAGAGUGAGACAGACGGUGAUCGCCGUCGCUGAGCUGGCGUUCCAAUGCUUGCAGUCCGAUAAAGAUCUUAGGCCGUGCAUGUCGCGCGUGCAGGAUACGCUGACGAGGAUACAGAGCAAUGGUUAUGGUUCGGAAAUGGAGGUUGCAGAUGCCAAGAAGAGUGGACCGUUGGUUACACAGUCUCCUGAUAGUGUAAUUGUGAAAUGGGACAGUAAGUAAAUCAGUCACACGAACAGUAACAAUUGUAUGUCAAAAAAAAAAAAAGGACACUAACAUUUGUAUGUGUUGAUUAUGUUUAAAUUUUGUCAACUGACAGUUGGUGUUUGUGUGUCUGUAAUAGAUGAUAUUUUUGGGAAUGUAUAUAUGAUCUGAGUUUCUUAAAUAAAAUAGUACUCUCACCACA
Capsella rubella is the source of this 2908-nucleotide messenger RNA. Its product is annotated as LEAF RUST 10 DISEASE-RESISTANCE LOCUS RECEPTOR-LIKE PROTEIN KINASE-like 1.2. The coding region runs from base 775 to 2724 and encodes 649 amino acids. The transcript is spliced from 4 exons. The record is from RefSeq and is a predicted model, not a curated record. Gene Ontology annotation, molecular function: polysaccharide binding; ATP binding; protein kinase activity. NCBI's taxonomy places the organism in Eukaryota, Viridiplantae, Streptophyta, Magnoliopsida, Brassicales, Brassicaceae. Gene Ontology annotation, biological process: protein phosphorylation.